This is a messenger RNA of Trametes versicolor FP-101664 SS1, 990 nucleotides long. RefSeq lists its product as uncharacterized. The record is from RefSeq and is a predicted model, not a curated record. The transcript has 4 exons. The coding region runs from base 1 to 990 and encodes 329 amino acids. NCBI's taxonomy places the organism in Eukaryota, Fungi, Basidiomycota, Agaricomycetes, Polyporales, Polyporaceae.
AUGAACAUCUCCAUGCAGAAGAGUACUGGGGAUACAAAGGUUGCGGCAUACCAACGUAUCGCCCAGGACCUAUUCCCCGAAACUCCUGCGGGCAGUGCGGAGCUCCGCCAGUAUGGAAAUAAAAUCAAGAACAAAGUCGACACGUUGAAGAAGAACUACAUUACGAAGGUCAAGCGGAUCACCUGCACAGGAGGCGGUCUGCGCUCGGGUGAGGAUGAAUCAGAGGAUGAGCCGACCGUUGUUGUGGAUAUCGCUUCGUCGUCUGAUGACUCCAACGAGUACCUGCGGUGCUACAUUGGGCCUGAGGGGCCUGACGAUGCCACUCCAGCUGAGUACUGCAAUAUUUGGGUGACGACUGGGACUGGCCCUGUUGGCCACAAGACUGUCCACUACCAACCGCCUGACGGCCACCGUGCGCAGGCGCAUGCCGCUGCUCCGCCCGCAACCCCGGAACUGCAACGCACGCAGGCAGCAGAGGUUGACCCUCCUGCAAGUGGGCGUGUGGCCAGUGGGCGUGCAUCACGCUCUGCUCCCCCGCAUCUCUCUCCCGAGAAGCUUGAUGCUGUACGCGCGCAAGUUAAGCCCGUGUCGCGCAACACAGGUAUUUAUGACAUUCUACGUGAUAUAUCCCAGAAAAGUGUUGAAGCCAUCAAGGCAGAAAACACUCGCAAGGCGAUCAAAGACAUCCGUUCUGAGAUCCAGGCCCUACGCGAUGACCGCAAAAGUCGUCAAGAUCAACUGUUGCAAGAGUUCAAGGCUGAGCUGCUCUCACGAGAGGAGUACCGUGAGCAGUCUCUAGAGCUACAGGUGAAGACUGAUGCUGCUAUCGCCCAACUCAAUGCAGACAUCAAGGCUAUCACCAGUGCUGGUGCCCCAUCGAGCGCUACGGGAGGUCAGGCAAAUGGGGAAAAUGUUGCACCAGUCCCAGAGGCGACGGAGGGAGGUGAAAUGUCUUCUUGGGAUGGGGAAGGUGAUGGUGUUGAUAUCUGA